AUGGGUUUAAAGGCCGAAGUCGCUGGAAGAAGAAGAAGAUUGAAGGCAUUUUCAGCGGGAAGAGAAAUUACAUCAGUCAUAAGAAUAUUGGAGGAAUUCCCUCAAGUCCAUCAAGUGCAUAAACGAUUCAAGAAAAUUAAUUUCAACUAUGAAAAUAAAGAUGAUUGUCCUCUUCAUAACUUAGAAAAAAAAUUUGAAGUAGACUUCUUAAAUACUGUAAUAGAUACUGCUAUAAAUUUGUUACAAGACAGGUUCAUCCAGUUAAAUAAUCAUAGUUCUAACUUUGGUUUCCUGUAUGAUAUAAAUAUUUUAAAAUCUUGGGAGCAUGAAACCAUACUAAAGCAUUGCAAAGAUUUAGAGAUAUUACUAUCAUCAAAUGAAACUUCUGAUAUUAAUAUCAUUGAAUUAUUUGAAGAAAUUAAAUUAUUUUGUCAACUAACCGAAUCAAAUAGUUUUCCAAUGACGGUAGCGUCUGCUGAAAGAAGUUUCUCUAAACUGAAACUUAUAAAAAAUCAUUUACGAUCAACAAUGAGUUACAAACGUUUAACUGGAUUAUUAAUUUUAUCCAUUGAAGCAGAGUUGGCACAAGAACUAAACUUGGAAAAUUUAGUACAAGAUUUUGCAACAAGAAAGGCAAGAAAAGUUAAUUGA
This is a messenger RNA of Sipha flava (yellow sugarcane aphid), 651 nucleotides long. RefSeq lists its product as uncharacterized. NCBI's taxonomy places the organism in Eukaryota, Metazoa, Arthropoda, Insecta, Hemiptera, Aphididae. The transcript is spliced from 3 exons. Bases 1 to 651 code for a protein of 216 amino acids. The record is from RefSeq and is a predicted model, not a curated record. Gene Ontology annotation, molecular function: protein dimerization activity.